Molecule: messenger RNA, 894 nt
Organism: Triticum urartu
Lineage: Eukaryota; Viridiplantae; Streptophyta; Magnoliopsida; Poales; Poaceae
Source: RefSeq, a predicted model, not a curated record
AUGGGGAGCCGGCCGGCCAGGUCUGACCUGUUCUGUGGGACGCGAACCCCUAAACUGGUCGGCUGCAUGGAAGAUGAGGAUAACAACGCACAAUGUCCGAAAUGUUCAUUUACCUUCUGCGGUUCUUGCAAGGAAGUACGGCAUCCAGGGAAGCAGUGUCCAACUCCAGAACAAAAGCUCCAGCGCCGGAAGGCGUCAGGCAAGUUGAAUGAAAGGGGGAUGUCACAGGAAAUGCUGAACAUCAGAGAACUGUACAAAGAUGUUCGGGUAUGUUCAAAUUGUCGAAUGGCCAUCAACAAAAGCGCAGGCUGCAAUAAAGUGAUGUGCACUAGUUGUGGUCAGCUAUUUUGCUUUCGUUGCUGCAAGACAAUCAAUGGCUAUGAUCACUUCAAGAACUGUCGGCUCUUCGAGGCUGCAGAUAUGACCGACUGGGACAAGGAAAUGAUUGAACUACAGAAUGGAAUUCAGAUGCGAGCUCAAAAACAACCAUUGGGCGGCACCAUAAGAUGCCCCAAAUGUCGCGAAACAAAUUUCAAGGAUGAUGAGAAAUAUGUCUUCUGUUGGGCGUGCCGAACCAGCUACUGCACACUAUGCAAACGGAUAAUCCAGGAUAAGAUACUAAAGAGGGGGCACUGGGGGUCGCCGGAAUGCGUAGGAAAUUUGCAUGCCCAGUCGAUUAAUGACCAAAUAUUGCAUGAGGUUGAACUUCUCAAAAUACUAGAUGAUAACCCGCCGGCGUUGCUGCGGGAACACUUGUUUGUUCUGGUCCCUAAAACUCCACGUGAAAAAUUAUUCUCGUCAAUCUGCGGAAGAGAUAAAGGCGAUGGCAUGGGAAGAGAUAGCGACGGUGAUGAGGAUGAGAGUCGCAGUGGAGAAGAUGAUCGUGACUCAUGA